This is a messenger RNA of Lucilia cuprina (Australian sheep blowfly), 766 nucleotides long. RefSeq lists its product as uncharacterized. The record is from RefSeq and is a predicted model, not a curated record. NCBI's taxonomy places the organism in Eukaryota, Metazoa, Arthropoda, Insecta, Diptera, Calliphoridae. Gene Ontology annotation, molecular function: odorant binding. The coding region runs from base 32 to 709 and encodes 225 amino acids. The transcript is spliced from 4 exons.
UUAUUUUCCUAGUUUUGUUAAAACCACUAAAAUGGUUACUUCAAAAAUGUUUAUUUUCGGAAUUGCUAUAAUCGUGGCUGGGAUAGUAGCCAUUAAAGCAGAAGUUGAUUGCAAUAGCCCCCCACCUUUUGUGGAUUUCAAAGAUUGUUGUGAAUUAUCAAAUUUUAUAUCGGAAGAUAUUCAAGAGAAAUGUAAUAAUGAUCAGGAAGUUAAUUUUGAACAACAACAUGGACCGCCAGAACAUGCUAAUGGACCACCUGGUAAUCAUCGAGGACCACCACCACAUCAUCAUCAUCAUGGACCUCAUCACGGAUGUUUCUUUACGUGUGUUGUUAAUGAAACGGGCAUUUUAGUGGACGGUGAUAUUCAGGAAGAUGUUAUGAAUUCAUAUUUAAAUGAAGUUUUCGAUGAUUUCGAAAAAGUCGAAUUUGUUAGUAGCAAACUAAUGAGUUGCUAUGAAAAACAUAAGGAAUUUGAAUCAAAUAUGCCUGAUCAUGGACACCAUGGACAUCACGGUCCCUCAGAUUGUAGUCCAAAACACGGUGGUAUGUUAAUAGGUUGUGCUCAUAUGCAUACAUUCAAGGACUGUCCCGAGUCGUCUUGGUCAAAUACUGAUGAAUGUAAUGCAGCGCGUGAUCAUUUUACUCAAUGUAAACGACCACAUCAUGGUCCUCACCACCAUGAUGAAGAAGAUGAUGAUGUAGAAUAAGAUUUUUUAAUAAUGUUUAUAAAAUCAAAAUUAACAAUAAAUACAAUUUAAAUUGCA